AUGUUUGCCUUUAUUCACGCCUGGGUGAAAGCGAAUGGGCAUUUUGACAUCUCGCCUCGAGAGGCUUUAGCUGCACCGACCACAGAUGAAGGGACAUAUAUCCAAAGCAUUGUCAUUCUCACCUUCUCAGUUGUCUCAUUCAUUGCAGCAGGAUGGAUCGUUCUUAGUUUUGCAGUUUUCAGGUCACUACGCUCCUUCAGGCAUCAGCUUAUUUUGGGCCUCGCAAUUAGCGACUGUAUCAUGGCCAUCAACUUUCUUUCCUCCUCGUCACUGAAUGUGAGCGGCCAUUUAAUUGGAGCCUCCGAUAUGGAAGGCUUCUGUAGCUUCAACGGCUUCAUGACACAGGUCUUCGUCAUCCAAACGGAUUACUGGGUCCUAAUAAUUGCAAUCUGCACAUUUGUGAUCCUGGCCGAUCACAAACACAUAUCUGGCUGGGUUCAGGAGAACUGUCGGCUAUUAAUGGCAAUUCCGUGGGUGUUCUCAGUCAUCUGGGCAUCAAUCGGCCUAGGCGUCGCAGGCUACGGUGACAUCGGAGCUUGGUGCUGGUUCACCUCUGAUGAAGUCCGUCUUCUCGUGAACUUUGUUCCACGUUGGAUCAUCAUUGCAAUUAUGCUAGCCAUGUACACUCGUCUUUAUCUUGUGCUGUACCGAGCUCAUAGUCCGUUCUCGUCCUCUCACGAAUCUACUACAGAGGACCUGAGCCGGCCGUCGGGAAUAUGGGAUUCUGCGAACCCAAACAGCAAAAGGAUCAAGAAGAUGGCACGGCUCAUGCUCAUGUAUCCAGUGGCAUAUAUUUUUGUCUGGACAUUGCCAACGGGGAUCCGGAUUUACCAAGCUUCAAAAGGGACCGCCGCACCUUUUGCUUUACAGACAAUUGACAAGUCAUGUAUUGUGGUCCAAGGCUUCGUCGACGCCCUUAUUUAUGGUGUGACCGAACCGACGUUAUCUCAUUGGCGCAACUUGCUCUUUCCUAGGCCGAUGCCCACCACAGACGGUAUAAUUCUCACAUACGUUACGACAACGGGGCCAGUGCGUGUCACGGCAUCGCGGUUAAGCGAUGGCGAGUCUACUACUGGUUUGAAGACAAUAAUCACUGCUAAGGACAGUAGAAGAUCAUCGGAUCAUGUCUUUUAA
Molecule: messenger RNA, 1134 nt
Organism: Penicillium subrubescens
Lineage: Eukaryota; Fungi; Ascomycota; Eurotiomycetes; Eurotiales; Aspergillaceae
Exons: 6
Coding region: 1-1134 (377 amino acids)
Biological process (GO): cell surface receptor signaling pathway; adenylate cyclase-activating G protein-coupled receptor signaling pathway
Cellular component (GO): plasma membrane
Molecular function (GO): G protein-coupled receptor activity
Source: RefSeq, a predicted model, not a curated record